UUAAAGAUGGCGGCGAAUUCGAAGCGAUCUUUGUACAAUCCAGCGCCUUCGCAAACGCCUCCACCGCAGAUAAGGAAAUCGCUCGCCCAAGGUUUUCUUAAUACAGAGCCUGUCACUGGUUUUCCAUCAAGUGCAUCGAGAUCUACUAUACCUUUUUCGACGCAUGUCCCUGACCCAACAUAUGUUGAAGAGAGAGAAUCAAAACAAACCUCACCUGUUCUUUUGGUGGAUGCAAGUGGACAGCAUAAGAGCCCUGAUCUUGCUGAAGUACCAGUUGUUACAGGAAUUGUUAAGUCUCCAGUGAGAGUUGUGUGCCAUUCUCCUCGACAUUUUGGAAGAGACAGAAGCAUGUUAGAAAACUCAGUUAUUAUUCAAAGAUCAGACAACUUAACUGAUGUUACUGGCAGUUUAGAAGAAGGAAGGAAAGUUAAAGUAGCUGGUAUACCAAAAGUUAAUCUUCUUGAAUCCAGUGCAAGAAAGAAAGAUUUACCUCACAGUAGUCCAGUACAUAGAAGAUCCCAUGAAGAAACCUUGUUGGACCAUGAGAGAGAAGCUGUUGAACCUAGAUUGGAACAACAACAGAUUGGUAGACCUGGAGAGGAGUUUAAAAGUUUUUUAGGGGAGGAUGGUUUGUAUGCUGCACCUCCAUCAUCUCACUUAUCUACACCUCAGAUAAAGCAACAACUUUUUGAUUUCUCAUCAGUUUCAGAUUCCUAUUUCCAAGCACCAGAUGGUGACCAGUCUGUUUUACCUGCAGGAGAAAAACAGAAUUUGAAAACAAAGAAAAAGAAACAAAAAACUGCUCGCAUUGUCCCUUCCAGAUACAUGGCUGCUGGAACAAAAGUCACUAAAAAGGUAGCAGUGAAGGAGGCACCUCCACCCACAAAGAAAAAAGUCAGAGUGCCCUCUGCAACAUCAUCAAAAUCAAGAGACCAGUCAGUUCUUACUCACUCCAACAACAGCACACUUGGCCUUGAUGUCAUCACACCCUUCAUCAGACACACGUCCAAUCAAAAAGGCAUAGUCACAUCAACUCCAGCUGAUGCCAUGGCAGGGGUUGACCCUGCUGUUCACAUGGGAGCACCCACCCCCAUUUUGCCCCAGGGUGUAGCAACAUUUGCAAAACAACAUGGGGGGAGUGGAGGUACUUAUGCUGUCAAGAAGACUUCAGUUUCUCGUGACAAGCAAAAGCAGCAACCUAUUGUAGUCAAGAAAGCUGGGGUUAAGAUGGCAGGUUCAUAUCAACCCUCUUUGCAAACCAGCAAGCCUUCUGUUCCAACCGAGACCGGACCUGUGGGAACUUCAGCAGGUGAAGGUGACAUCUCGCAACGUCAGCUUGAACUUCAGUAUUCAAGAGUUGUACAAGCCUCUUUUCUGUACUCGAGGCUGAAACAUUCCUUUGGACAAAAAGAAAAAGAUGCACAGAGUCAAAUUUACCAUGUGUGGCAGGAAAAAGAGAAACUUCAACGCGAGAUAGCUAAUCUAGAGUUACAGCUGAAAAUGAAAACGAAAAUUGCCGAACUUAAUGAACAAAUAAAGCUUCAGAUGUCAGGACUUGAGCCCAUUGGGUCCAACAUGGUGAGGCUAAUACUAGACUUCAGUAAGUUAGCCGCUGCUCUGGAUACUACCCGGCAUCACAUGUCAGUCAACGGAGUGCUUCUUCCCGAUAAUCACGAUCAGCUAUUAACUGUUCUUGACGAAAGCGAAAGAUUACUCGGCGAAAUUGACUCACUUUCCAAAGACAAACAACAAAAGAUUGAAUCGUUUGCCAAAGAGAUGGAGGGGUUGUCCAAAACUGUAGACUCCGAAAUUCAAGAACAAGACAGGUGUGGUGAAUUGCUGGCUGCUGCGUCAACGCUCAGCACUCAAGAGCGUAGUCUUCAAGCGCAAUCCAUCAUGGCUGGGUUAUAGACAUGUUCAUUUGGUUUCGUCUCCUUCUGGGUAUCGAGCGUUUUGGAGAUGACAAGUUGAACAGCUUGCCAAGCCAAGUAAACAAAGACUGAAGUGGUUGACACAAUAAUAAAGUAAUGGAAUCUAAUGAACAGAAUAUGGCCUCUCUCUUAAUCUGCUUCAUGACUGUAACAUUUCUCAAGAGAAGAGAGAGAGAGAGAGAAGAUUGAGAAUUCUUCUAAGUUCAAACUCUGAUUCCUAGUUGAGGACAUUCGUGGUUACCAUAGCUCGCUAUACAAAUCCACGCCAAAAUUUCGUUGUCAGGAGAGAAUAUUUCGCUGAGAAAAAACGCGUUUUCACGUGUUGUACACCUGGGUACACCUGUUGUUUUUAUUGAUAACGCCUUUCCGGCACAAAGCUGUCUACUAGGGAUCUUUCCUUGUACUUGUUGUAUUUCGAAAGAACUCUGAAUCUCUCUAAAGAAACAGUUUAGACAAUUGAUUAUUUUGCAAACUGUCUAGCAUGCAGAUGUAAACAUAUCAUCUUAAAUACUGUUCGUCGUAGUCGUAGUUUGGAAGACCCUCAAGCAAUCGUCAUAAUUGUUUUCAUCGAGGAUUUCCGCAGCAGCUAGAAAAGAAAGUUAUUUGUGGAAGCCUUGCUCCUCUAUUACUUGUUCUUGUCAGUGUGACUCAGGUUUUUGA
Messenger RNA from Pocillopora verrucosa, 2591 nucleotides. RefSeq names its product HAUS augmin-like complex subunit 8. Gene Ontology annotation, biological process: centrosome cycle; spindle assembly. Lineage: Eukaryota; Metazoa; Cnidaria; Anthozoa; Scleractinia; Pocilloporidae. Gene Ontology annotation, molecular function: microtubule binding. Gene Ontology annotation, cellular component: cytoplasm; centrosome; nuclear microtubule. The record is from RefSeq and is a predicted model, not a curated record.